AUGAAUGAAUUACCUGAGGAACUAGUUAAUAUACCAAUACCAUUGGUUGGUUUGGUCGGUGUAAAUAGUGUUCAUCAAUUCAUAGAGAAGAAUAUCACUACUAGAUCACUCAUUGAUUUUCAUAGAAUACAUCCUGUUUCACCGAUAUUACAAUCACAACAACAACAGCCAUCGGUAAAGACAUCGAUUGACCUCUCUUCACUAGAUCCAUUCGAUCAAUCAAAUCAGCAACAACAACAACAACAACAACAAGGAGUAGCAGCAACAAAUACAAAUAAUACACAGGUACCAGAGUUAUCGAUAAACAAUCAACCUCAACAAACAUUGUCAUCGACAUCAUCUUCACCACCUAUUCCAAGUGCAAGUUUCAAUCCGCUGAUAGGAGGAUGGCGUGUACAACCACUUGUUAUUCCGAUGUUGAAAGUUACAACACUCGAUGCUGGUAGCAUUGCUGCCAAGAAAGAGAAACGUGCCAAUCAUUCAGAAUCGUUUGUUCCUGCUGGUAUCUUGAGAGCCAAUUGGAUCCAUAAACAUACUGUCUCUAUUCCAUCCGUUAUAUCACUAUUCUUGCAGUGGCCAGAUGACAAGUCACCAAAAGCACAAGAAUUAAUUAUGUCUCAAAUAGACACUGUAAAAGCAAAUAUAAAACAAAGAAAUAUAAAGUUAAUUGUUGUAGUUGUAACAUCAACACCAAAUGUAGAUGUAUCGGAUGAGAGAUUCAAUUUGGUUAGACGUAGAGCAGAUGUAGAUCCAAAGUACUUUUUAUUCUUGAAUAAAUUAGAAAUGAAAGGUUUUGUUAAAAAGUGGGAGAAAUUAGCAUUGGAAUUAGCAGAUUUACAUUAUAAAGAGGAAUGUCAAUCAUCGAAAUCACAGAUAUCAAAGUCAACACAUACAUUCCUAUUAAUUCGCUAUCACUUUAAGAUUGCGUAUUACUCAGAGUUUAGAAUCGACAUGAAUACAGCAUUGAAAUACUAUGCAUUUGCUUAUCAUUCUCUCAAGGAUUGGAAACCAAACAACGAUACAAAAGGUAUAAGAUUUGCAGAGUUGAGAACUGUUGCAUCAUUCUUAAACUUCAAGAUAUGUAAAUUAUUUUUAUGGUCAAACAAUCUAAAUGAAGCGAUACAACAGUUUGAGAAGCAUAUUAGAUUGUUCAAGUUGUAUCAGGGACCGGAUGAGAAAGAAUUCAAUCAUUGUGCAUGGUUGUCUAGAGAGUAUCAGAUAUUCGCAGAGUUGUUGGAUAUGUGUCCAAACACUAAUAAAGCGCUGUUCAGUGCCAACCCUGGCUUCUACUACCAGACCGCCGCCAAGUAUGUCGACGAGCGCAGAAAGUAUUUCAAGGCGGUGGCAGACCGCUAUCGCAAUACACCGAGUGUUGUCAAGUUCAAAGAGAGCAAGCAACGUCAUGACCUCUCGAUCUUGCAGUAUGUCGGUCAGCCACCACCCGAUGUCGCACACCCGCUCGAACUGGUGAGCAAACCCGCUGGCAAAGACGAGGAUGAAUCCGACGACUUUUACCGAUUGGUAGCGAUCGAACUACAGGCAAACUACACCUCGGCCAUCAUCGACUUGUUGUCGCGUGCCUACGAGCAGGCGAACCAACACCAGAACCUUCGUAUCAUAUCGUACGUGGAGUCACUGAUUGCCAACGAAUACUUUUAUGGAUCGAAUCAAUAUGAACUCGCUUUGAAAUUCUACAACAAGAAUGCAAUCACCUAUCGACGUGAAAAGUGGUGGGUACUACUCACCUACACUCUGGCAAUGUGUCUAAAGUGUGUACACAUGCUGAAUCUACCGACCAACUACAUUGGCUAUGCAAUGGAUCUACUCUCACCUGACUUGACCAACUCAAAAGAACAAAGAUCAUCCAUUCAACAAUCUUUAUUAUAUGUAUUAACUAAUCCAACUAAAUUAACACCAAAUAUCCAACUUGUAUCAACUUUGGAUGUAAAUAUGGAUCAUAAUCAUCCAUUAAUUAACUGUAGAGUACAAUUCCCAAAUAGUAUUGCAUUUUCACAUAGUAAAACAGAGAUAUUCGUUGUAAUCGAAUCACAUUUCCCAAAUGCUAUUAGAUUUUCAAGACUUAGAACCAUAUUUUCAGAUAGCUCCUAUAAUAAGGUGAUCAAUGAAUCGAAAGCAAUCACCGAUCCAAUCGAAUCGAAUCUAAAGAUGAAUGAGGAACGCAAGGACUUGGUAUUCCUUCCCGACGAAUCGAGAAUAUUUUCGUUCACUCUAAACACACGUGAGAAAGCGGAACUCGAAUGUCAGACCGUAAUUCUCGAACUUGGCAACGGUCCAACCUCUAUCAACUUUCGUUGGAACAUUUCAGAGUGGGCUAUCAAAUCGGAUGAAUCCGAACGCGAGAUCUACAAUGAAGUGGUGGAUCCACCACUCCCGAUCCAAUCGUCGCAGCAGCUAGCUAUAAAGAAGGACCAGAUCGAUCCUAAAACCAUCGUCAAACCCGAUCCCUACAAAAAGUUUUUGGAACGUUCAUCCAUCAGAAUAUUGGAUCACGAAUCACUGAUCCAAAUCAAAUGCAACCAUACUCCACCCGCCAUCAUCAAUGAAUUCUAUCAGAUCGAGCUAGAGUUGAUCAAUAACGACAAGGAGAUCACCAGUGGAUCGAUCACCUUUGACUUCCAACAACAACAGCAAGCACACAAUCUCAUUGACAAGGGAAUCUACUCGGAGCCAAACAAGAACAAUCCAUUGUCGCGAUUGGAACUACCACAUAUCUCUGAGCGUACCUCUUUCAAAAAGAAAUUUUAUAUCUAUAGUAGCCAGAUCGACGAGAUCAAACUGGUCAUCAACGUAUCGUACGAGACCAAAGCCAACGAAAUAUCACAUGCAUCAAAGAUCUUUAUUUUCCCAGUGCAAAUCGGAUUCCUCACUCAAUUCCAAUUCUUCAACUCCAACUUCCAGUUGAACGAUAUGUACGAUGGAAAUAUCGUUGCCAAGGAACCACUGCUGCUGCUCUGUGACAUCAAGACCAAUCUACCUUUCAACGUCAACAUCUUGCGAACAACUCUGGAAAUCAACAAUAUCAGUCAGGCAACUCUGAAUCCACUCAGCGGCGAAGAUGCAGAUGCCUCUGCAGUCCCGGUAGCUCAGCUGCUCUCCUCAUCCAAUCAGAAUCUUCCAACCUAUGAACUGUCGAAAGACAACAACUACUCGUGUUGGUUCAACCUCAUUCCUCUAAUCACUGGAGAGUCACUCAGUCUUGGAUCACUAAAUAUCGAAUGGUCUCGUAAGUCCAGCAGUAACAAUGAUAACGCUUCCAGCUCUCCAAAGAUCACCUCCUCACUACCGAUUCAGUUGCCACACAUGAGAAUUGCUACCAAUCCAUUUGUAACACAUGUAAAGGUGCCAGCGUCUGGAACCGUUGGUGUACCAAUCACUCACAGCAUCUCGAUAUACAACAACACCAACUUUUUACAAGAGUUUGAUUUACUGGUAAUCAACGCACCCAGCUUUGGUGGAUCGGACUCACCAUUUUUGUUUUCUGGUGACAAGAAUAGCACUUUUUCGAUACACCCAGAAUCGACUCACGAGAUCAAGCAUGUCCUUUUACCAUUGGUAGCUGGUAAGCACCCACUACCUCACUUUAAGAUUGCCAGCAAGAGAUUCAACAAGGAACUACCGAAAACAAAGAAUCCAAAUGAAUUUUUAUUCAUCAAACCAAACAUUGGAUUGGAUCAACAAUAA
This is a messenger RNA of Heterostelium album PN500, 3702 nucleotides long. Its product is annotated as DUF1683 family protein. The coding region runs from base 1 to 3702 and encodes 1233 amino acids. The transcript has 6 exons. Lineage: Eukaryota; Evosea; Eumycetozoa; Acytosteliales; Acytosteliaceae. The record is from RefSeq and is a predicted model, not a curated record.